AAGUAGGGCAAGUGGCUGAGGCUAAAGACUGCAAUUCCACCCAGCCUAGUUCAUUUCAGUCAUCCGCUCUGUGCACAGGCUGGACAAGGAAAGCCAUUCAGACGCUGUUUAUUUGUCCAAGCCCAAACAAAGGCUAAAGUAAAAAUGGUAAAGUAUAUGCGGCAGCAAAGCGAUCUGAAGCCCGAGGAGGUCCUGUCGGAGUCUGAUGCGUCCAUGGACCAGCAGGAUUUCGGAGAGAUGUCCGACUAUUCUUUCAGCGACGUUUUAUACUCCAAAUGUUCCGCAAUGGACCAAAUCGGCACUUUUAUGAAGAACGUGCAAGUGCUGCUCGAUGCGGCGAAUUACAUAGAAAAUGUCGAGAAGAACAACGGAAAAUGUGAGCAUGGAUAUGCAUCAACAUACCCGUCUGCUCAGACCGCACAUCAACAGAAACAACGCAAAUUCAAGAACAGGAAAUUGGACAAUAUCCACAAUAGGUCAGCACACAAUGAGCUGGAAAAAAACAGACGAGCACAUCUCCGCCUGUGUUUGGAGAGGUUGAAGUCCCUCAUCCCUCUGGGACCAGACUGCAGCCGGCACACCACGCUGGGUCUGCUCAACAAGGCCAAAGCACAUAUCAAGAAACUUGAAGAGGUGGACCGGAGAAGUCAGCACCAGCUGGAGACCUUAGAGAGGGAGCAGAGGCACCUGCAGAGGCAGCUAGCCCUGCUGCAGACCCACGGGGACAGGGAGCGGGUCCGUAUGGACAGCCUGGGCUCCCGGAUGGACUCUGACCGCUCAGAGUCGGAUAGAGAGGAAAUCGAAGUGGACGUAGAAAGCACUGAGUUCUCCCAUGGAGAAAUGGACAGCGUAAGCACCAGUGGUGCGAGUGACGUGGACGACCACAGCAGCCAACAGAGCUCGGCCAGCGAUGAGGGCUACUCCACGUGCAGUCUAAAACUGGCCUUCUCCGCUUAAAGCACCAGCCGGCGCGUUCACUUCAGCUGCAGUCUUUAGGGCUUUUCACCUUUCAAACUACAGCUCCGGUCUCCCCUGCAGCCUAUCUCGACUGUCUUCAGAAGAAGAACCAGCCUCAAUCCCACCUUUACCUUGACAAACGAAACGUCUACUCUACCCAAGAACCAGCCUUAAGUGCAACUCUGUCAAAAAGGUUAGAAACGGUCUCCUUUCCGAACCCAGGGGGCUCCUCUGCAUUUCACGCAGCAGCCUCAAAUCCAACAUCUCUGGCAAUAUACUGUUUCCACUUGUUCAGACUUGACUUAACCAAUGUCCUGAAUGUCCCUUUAUCCAUUACCAGCUUGAAGCAACCAAAUCUGCAAUCCGUAACAACCUACGAUCGCACCAGUGUUGAACACUGAAGGGGUAACUCCUACCUUUAGUCAAGUUGAUCCUCUGAAACCAGCAAAAACACACUAAAUCCAAUACCAGCUAAAAGCUUACAAUUCAGAACGUUUGCUUCACUUGCCUUGUAAAAAACAUUGCCCUUUUUCUUUGGAUGAUACAUCCAGAAGGCACUUCUUGUCAGAGCGCAAGGCAGUAGCAAGGGCGAACAUGUCUACUUUGAAAAAAAUGUUUAGAACACUUCUUAACUUCUGCUUUAGGACCCACAACCAUCACUGAUCCAUGUGGUGUUGUCUCUUUGUUCAAGUGAACCAGUCCUAACCUAACAAGGGGAGUAGUCCACCCUUGUUGUUCUAAUUUAUUUAGCAUAUGAUUAUAGUAUUUAUUUUGGGUAUAUUUAAUUGUACUGUAGCUAGGUCCCAGUCAUACUUGAGAAAAAAAAAUAUUUUUGUCUUUUUUUUUUCCUACAUACAAUGAAACCCUACUGAAAUCAUAUCCAGUGUAACCAAUUUAACACAUCAUGCAUUUAGUCCAAAGAAUGACAUCUCUCUCUGACACACUGUGCAGAACUUCAGUUUUAUUUACACACUAACGAUCAACCCACACUUAUCCAAGCACACGGCUCAAGCAAUAAUUUGCCAAGUGUCACAGUUUUUAACACUGGCUGCAUUUAGCACACUAUAUUGUCCGUCCAUUACCAAAUUUCCUACUUGUUCCAUUGCUGUAUCAGUUGAUAUUCAGAAGGAAAAAAAAGAUUGUAAUUGAUAAAAAAAAAAGUCGAUAUGGUGCAUGUGUACUGAAUGUAGCCUCUCUAAUCAUGCUGUUAUGUGCUUUGGAUUGGCAUGUCUUAAAAAUGUCUGUAGCAUGGACAACACACACUAAUUUUGGUUUGUAAAUUAAAUUUAAUACUGUGUUCUUUUGUGUUGUAGCAGUUAAAUAUUGACAUUUAAGAGUUCCCAUAAAAAUUCAAUGUAUAUUUGACACACAAAUUGCACUGCUAACCCAUUUAAAUCCAUAAAACCAAAUAAGACAUUUUAAUAUGACCAUGUAUUUGCAUUUUCACCACCAAAUUGUGUCUUAACAUAGUUAUAUGACUCUUGCACAAGUUCCUUUUUACAGGUCUUUUUCCCCCCCAACCGGUUUGGGAAACUAAAAUGCACUAUGAAAAAGACUUUUGUUAAGGACGUAUAUUGAAGCACAGCCCAGAAUGUUUUUCUUGUGCUCAAUCAGCCAUCCAAGGUGACUUUUUGCAAAACAUGUGCUGCUGGUCCCCUGCAAAUACUUUGUUACAGUUCCUGAUAAUUGACCCUGGAAUCUUAAUAAACCUCUUCCACCCAGA
This is a messenger RNA of Betta splendens (Siamese fighting fish), 2680 nucleotides long. Its product is annotated as max-interacting protein 1-like. Gene Ontology annotation, molecular function: DNA-binding transcription factor activity, RNA polymerase II-specific; RNA polymerase II cis-regulatory region sequence-specific DNA binding; protein dimerization activity. The record is from RefSeq and is a predicted model, not a curated record. Bases 145 to 957 code for a protein of 270 amino acids. The transcript has 6 exons. Lineage: Eukaryota; Metazoa; Chordata; Actinopteri; Anabantiformes; Osphronemidae. Gene Ontology annotation, biological process: regulation of transcription by RNA polymerase II.